CCUCCUCCUCCUCUCCGCCCUCAGCCAGCCUCCUGGCUCUCGGACACUCUGUUCUCGGCUCUCCGCUCCUCUUUGCUUCAGUUGACCAGCGUCGCAACUGGGCGAUGCACCUCCAGGAGAGCCUCUGCUUCACGGUCUGUGGAAGAUUUUAAAUUCGCAUCCCCCAAACCUGGGUGACAGUUUUUUCUUGUGUUUGUCUUGCCUUUUGAUCUUCUUUGAUUUUCAGCAGUGUCAUUCUGACAAGCUAUUUCCUUGACAAGGUUUUUGGUUACCUACCUGUAAACUGAGCACUUCGUUCGCUGCAGAGACACUGUUUCCAGCAUUCAUUUCAUCUUGAGAAGAGCCGGCUUACAACUGAUAACUCACUGGGAGAUGUUGCAAGGAGAGCCGCACAAACUGGCUUGAUUUGGGGGAGUUUUGUUCUUGAAGACAUCGACAGCAUCUUCUACAGAAGCAACGGAGACGCUCUUAAAAAGGUGGUCACCUAUUUUCAGCCGCCAUGCUUUCUCUGGACGAGCCGCUGGACCUGAAGCUUCCCUCUAGACGAACAGGUGUUCCUGUGAAAUUCGGAAAGAGGUCCUGUCCGUCAUCGAUAUGCGCUCCUCUCCACGCCACACGACCACGCCUGCAGUGUACGACCUUCCCAUCACCCCCCUCCUCACCAGAGUCCCAAUCUUCUCAGGAGCGACCCGGGUCCUGCUUCACCCCUCCAGCCAUGGACCUCAGCAUGUUCCCGUCUUCUCAGCAUGCCCCCUCCCUCUCUCCGUCUCCCUCCUCCCCGUCCUCCCCCUGCCCCCCGUCGCCCCUGGAGUCCCCUCACAGCAGCAGCAGCAGCCCUCCGCCUCACCUCUUUUCUCGGGAAGGGUCUUGGCAUCACAGCGCUGAAGGUGGAGCCUCUCCGCCUGGAUUUCCGUUUUACCUCCCGAUGAGAAGCCUCCAGAGGGGCUACACCUUUCCUUCCUCUGUGUUCCUCGGUCAGCCCAGAGAGAAAACGGUUUCCCCCGAGCCCCCACAUGAUGGUCAGCUGAUUUGUCGGUGGAAGAAGUGUCACCUGCUUUUCGACUCGCUGCAGGAGUUGGUAGAUCACAUUAACGACUUUCACGUCAAGCCCGAGAAGGAUUCUGGGUAUUGCUGCCAGUGGGAGGGCUGCGCUCGCAACGGGAGAGGCUUCAACGCCAGGUACAAAAUGCUGAUUCACAUCCGCACUCAUACCAACGAGAAACCGCACCACUGUCCCACCUGCAACAAGAGUUUUUCACGUCUGGAGAACCUGAAGAUUCACACCCGCUCCCACACAGGCGAGAAGCCCUACAUUUGUCCCUACGAGGGCUGCAACAAACGCUACUCAAACUCCAGUGAUCGCUUUAAGCACACUCGCACCCAUUACGUGGACAAGCCUUACUGCUGCAAGAUGGUGGGCUGCUUAAAACGCUACACAGAUCCCAGCUCGCUGCGUAAGCACAUCAAGGCUCACGGGCACUUCGUUGCCCAGGAGUCAGGUCCCUCUACCAGGCUGCAGCCGGGGAUGGGGCUGGGAUUCCCCGGGUUCCAGAGCGCUGCCGAGCUGUCCUCUGUAGGCGGGGGGCACGUCAUCCUUCCAGGGACAACUGGAGCUCUCCUUGGGGGUCUCGGAACAUCGUUGCCUUUCUCUGCACUCUGCCACUCCAGGGCUUUGGAUCAUCAUGGAGCACCAAUCUUCUCCAUGAAUGGAGGAGGGCGCUGCAGCAUUGGGCCGCUCGGCCUCUCCGACUCUGCGCUGUUACACCUCAGACUCUCGGCUGCGUCCAUGCUUGGGCUGGGAGCUCUGGGAGGGAUAGCCCAGGUGACAGGAAAGGAGCCGGAGGAGGAGGAGGACGACGAAAACGGAGAAAAAAAAGAGGGCGAGGCUCUUAACCUGUCUGUAAGACUGGGAGCCGGACGGAAGGAUCCUUUGUCAUGGGUGGUCGUUCCCUCAAACACGUUUUUCCUUAAACCAACAGCUGUUAGUUAGGAUGUGCAGCCACUGGGAAACUGUUUUUGCGUGCAGCUCACAGCGCUGGUGGAGCUCAGCAGAAAAAUCGCAUCAGACUCUAAUGGAAACAAGUCAUAUCCCAGCAUGGCUUGAUUGCACAAUUUGAAGAUCUGUCACUAUUGGAUGAACUUAAUUGCAUACGGUGUUGUGCAAAAAAGUUUUAGGUAGGUCUGAAAAAAAUGCUGUAAACCAAAAAAUGCUUUCAAUAAUACAGGAGGCAGCUUAAUAACAAAUGCAGUAAAUGAACAGAGGAUGCAUCUGUGUCCAGAGUUACCCCCCUUUGCCCUCAAAGCAGCAACAACUCCUCAAGGUACACUUGCACAUGGUUUUAAGGGAACCUGACUAGUAAGUUGUUUCAACCACACUGCAAAAAGGGAACUAAAAAUAAGUAAACAUUUCUUGAAAUGAGUGUAUUUUUCCUUGAUUUG
Fundulus heteroclitus (mummichog) is the source of this 2439-nucleotide messenger RNA. RefSeq names its product zinc finger protein GLIS2. Gene Ontology annotation, biological process: smoothened signaling pathway; regulation of transcription by RNA polymerase II. The record is from RefSeq and is a predicted model, not a curated record. NCBI's taxonomy places the organism in Eukaryota, Metazoa, Chordata, Actinopteri, Cyprinodontiformes, Fundulidae. Bases 500 to 1990 code for a protein of 496 amino acids. Gene Ontology annotation, cellular component: nucleus. The transcript has 7 exons. Gene Ontology annotation, molecular function: DNA-binding transcription factor activity, RNA polymerase II-specific; RNA polymerase II cis-regulatory region sequence-specific DNA binding.